Molecule: messenger RNA, 802 nt
Organism: Melampsora larici-populina 98AG31
Lineage: Eukaryota; Fungi; Basidiomycota; Pucciniomycetes; Pucciniales; Melampsoraceae
Product: family 37 glycoside hydrolase
Exons: 2
Coding region: 67-390 (107 amino acids)
Biological process (GO): trehalose catabolic process
Molecular function (GO): alpha,alpha-trehalase activity
Source: RefSeq, a predicted model, not a curated record
CUUCGAGCAUUAGAGAUCCAAGGCGGAUUAGCUACAUCCGAUCAAAACUUGGGAUCUCAAUGGGAUAUGCCAUAUGCUUGGGCCCCUUUACAAUUCUUUGCUGUUGAUGGAAUGCGUCGAUAUGGUUAUUCAGAGGAGGCUGAUCGUUUAUCGAUCAACUUUGGAUCAAUGGUGCUUAAGACUUUUCUCAAUACUGGAGAAGUAUGGGAGAAGUAUGAUGGAGUCCAAAGAGAUGAAACUGUUAAGCUCAAGUAUGGGUAUCCUACCAAUGAGAUUGGAUUUGGUUGGACAAAUGCUGUUUUUACGAGAUUUUAUGACCAACUAUCUGAUGUUGGAAAAGAACAUUUGCUGAGACUCGAUGGAAUACCUAUCCCAUCUGAUCUAGUAUGAUUUUCUCAACAUGAAUGGUUUUGGUUUUGCUACAAGAUUUGAGCGUUCUGUCUUCUUAGAUUUCGUCUCUAUCAUUCUUUAUUUUUUUUUCUCAUUAUCUAGACUGUUGGAUGAUAGAUGUUGUAAGUCAUAUCAAGAACAAUACUCUCUUUAUUGAUCUGUCUUCUUUUUCUCAAUAGAGCUCAUAAGGAUGUAUUUUCAAGUUUUGCUUUUUGAAAGAACUUGAUGGUUUCAAUUACUCUUUUGUAAGGGUACUUUUUUAUGAUCUCUUUUCUUGUUUUAUAUUUUAAAGAUCUUGUGUUUGUUUGUGUUAUAUUUUUUGAAUUACAUGAUGGUUUAUACACGAAUCUUUGGUGAUCUUGUUGUACAUUGGUUUUGUUUGAAAUUGAAGUUUUGUUUUUGAACUUUGUCU